GAGGGAGGAGGGAGUCAGCUGAGAGGGGAGGAAGCAUCAUAUGAUACAGAGGAAGGAGCUGUAUGAGUGUGACAUUGUAUCCCCGGGUGCAGGGAUCUCCUGUGUAAGGGUCAGCACCAAGAAGAUCAUCCAUCACUUUCUUCCCACCUCCAACCAUGAUCCACAGCCUGUUCCUCAUCAACCCUUCCGGGGAUAUCUUCCUGGAGAAACACUGGAAAAGUGUGGUGUCCCGAUCGGUUUGUGACUACUUUUUUGAGGCACAAGAAAGGGCAUCCGAUCCAGAGAAUGUGCCACCCAUCAUCCAGACCCCCCAUCAUUACCUGCUCAGUGUUUACAGGCAUUCCAUAUUUUUUGUGGCUGUAAUACAAACUGAGGUACCUCCGUUGUUUGCUAUUGAGUUUCUUCACCGAGUGGUGGACACAUUCCAGGAUUAUUUUGGUUCAUGCUCAGAAAUUGUCAUCAAAGAGAAUGUUGUAGUUGUCUAUGAAGUUUUAGAGGAAAUGCUGGAUAAUGGAUUCCCUCUUGCCACUGAAUCAAAUAUACUGAAGGAGCUUAUUAAACCUCCCACUAUACUCCGCAGUGUGGUCAACACAAUUACAGGUAGCUCGAAUGUGGGUGACCAGCUCCCAACAGGCCAGCUCUCAGUAGUGCCAUGGAGGAGAACAGGAGUCAAGUAUACCAACAACGAGGCUUACUUUGAUGUCAUAGAAGAGAUUGAUGCCAUCAUUGACAAAUCAGGCUGCACAAUAACUGCUGAAAUCCAGGGUGUGAUCGAUGCUUGUGUAAAACUGAGUGGGAUGCCUGAUCUAACCCUCUCCUUCAUGAAUCCUCGUCUCCUGGAUGAUGUCAGUUUCCACCCCUGUGUACGCUUUAAGAGAUGGGAAUCUGAGCGAAUUCUGUCUUUCAUCCCCCCAGAUGGCAACUUCCGCCUGCUGUCCUACCACGUCAGUGCUCAGAACUUGGUGGCCAUUCCAGUCUAUGUAAAGCAUGCAAUCAGUUUUCGGGAAGGCACCAGUUCUGGGCGAUUUGAAGUGACGCUGGGACCUAAGCAGAGCAUGGGCAAAACCGUGGAAGGGGUGACUCUUACUGGACAGAUGCCAAAGGGGGUCCUGAAUAUGACACUCACCUCAUCUCAGGGGACGUAUGUCUUCGAUCCAGUGACCAAGUUGUUGUCAUGGGAGGUGGGGAAAAUUAAUCCUCAAAAACUACCAAGUUUAAAGGGAACCAUGAUUCUCCAAGCUGGAUGCUCAAAGCCGGAUGAAAAUCCAACGCUGAACCUUAAUCUCAAGAUCCAGCAGCUGGCAAUCUCAGGUCUGAAAGUGAACAGGCUGGACAUGUACGGUGAAAAGUACAAACCCUUCAAAGGAAUCAAAUACAUGACCAAGGCGGGAAAGUUCCAAGUCAGAACAUAAGGGGGUGCUGCUAUCCAAGAAAUAUCCCCUAAUACCUGUGAAGUGUGCAGCCAUCUCUGGUGCUCCUGCUGCUUUGCUCCCAUGUAAAUAAGCAGAGUAUGCGGAGGAUGUGACCUGCUGUGUGUGUGUUUUCUAUAUAACAAGUACUGUAGAGGCAAUGUCAUGUUAAAUGGCAGGCGUGUCUUGUAUGGAGACAAUGUGUGUAUGGGAUAUAUUGUGUAAGUAUAGAGUCUUUAGGAACCAGACACUAUCAGGUUUUAUGUAAAACAUAAUGUAAACUCUUGUUAAUUAGCACUUAGAAAAUGAGGAAAUCCUGAAACUUGGCCUGUAUAAAGUGUAGCCUGCUUCCCCUGCUGGAAAGUCUGUAUACUGCACGUGUUUGUGGCCCACUGUUCUCCAGUGUAUGACUACUGAAAGUUAAAGAAAACUGUCAAAUGCAUGCUGGGUAAUACUGGAGAAAAGAAAAUAACAUACUCUGUUUAUUGUAUGCUAUGACUACUGAAGCGGCAUAUUGAUGGUUUGAUCUAAUCUGCAGCAACCAGAAAUUCUGGUAACUUUAUACCUAAUUUGCUUCUAUAAGUAGUUUUAAAGAGUUGGUUCACUUUAUAAUAAUAUUUGUAAUGCGGGCAAAGGGCCCCAGUAGGUUAGAAAUACUAGUGCACGAGAGAAAGUCAGCUUCGUGAAAAAACAUUCCAAAGAGAGAAAACAAUGCUUCUACCCAUAUAACAUACUGAUAAUUGAGCUUACGGGUGCUUGAGCCACAGUCGUUGAGCUGAGUAGAUAAUCCAAAAAGACGAUCUGCACGCCAGCUGUUGCUCUUACUACUACAGUACACAGAUAAGAUCAGUUGAUGCGUUUCAGCCUACAAGGCCUUAGUCAUAAUAGUUAUGACUAAGGCCUUGUAGGCUGAAACGUAUCAACAGAUCCUAUCUGCAUUUCUGUACUGUGGUUUUUGAAUAAAUAUGAAGAUUUUUUUUUUAAGCGCUACAACUGGUGUGCGGAUCGGUUUUCUGGAUUAUCUCCUGGGGAAAAAUACAUACCUGAAGGCCAAAAGUGAUUUCCUUAAAGCUUAGCCUAAAAAAAAAA
Messenger RNA from Rana temporaria (common frog), 2498 nucleotides. RefSeq names its product adaptor related protein complex 3 subunit mu 2 (gene AP3M2). Lineage: Eukaryota; Metazoa; Chordata; Amphibia; Anura; Ranidae. Gene Ontology annotation, biological process: endocytosis; intracellular protein transport. The record is from RefSeq and is a predicted model, not a curated record. The coding region runs from base 156 to 1412 and encodes 418 amino acids. The transcript is spliced from 9 exons. Gene Ontology annotation, cellular component: cytoplasmic vesicle; clathrin adaptor complex.